Ilyonectria robusta is the source of this 647-nucleotide messenger RNA. RefSeq lists its product as uncharacterized. The transcript has a single exon. The record is from RefSeq and is a predicted model, not a curated record. Lineage: Eukaryota; Fungi; Ascomycota; Sordariomycetes; Hypocreales; Nectriaceae. Bases 89 to 469 code for a protein of 126 amino acids.
GGACUCGAGUGUUUCUCUCUGAGCAUCGUCAACAGUACAACAAGAUCACAUCACCAAAUCAAGUUCUGAAACCUCAUAUAUUCACAAAAUGCACUUCUCUACUAUCCUCCCUGUCAUCGCCGUCGCGCUUGGAGCAGCCAAUGCCGCCCCCGUCGACGAUGAUUUGGUCGAACCCCGCGCACCUCGCUGCCCUCUCGGGAUUAACCUGAUCACAAUCAAAGGGUUCCGCAACAAUCCGACCGGCGUGUUCACGGGAGUUGGCGUCCCUGGCCAGUGUGAACCGCUCCCGCCCAACGUACAGAUCUUUCGGCGCGAUACAACCGUCAUGCCAGUGCUAGCUUGCUUCGAAUGCACCGUCUUCUCCGAAGACGACUGCUCGGGAUCCACGUUCAGUGUUACCAGGCAGGCCUUACGUAAAGGUCAGAAGCACACUCCGUGGAAGAGCUGGUUGUGCGACUGCAAGUCGUAAAAGACUUAGGACUACUGAAAUCACGGCAUGGUAUUUGCUUUGGGUGCGAAUGAGAAUGCAAGUUGUAGGGAAAGGGGGGCUGAUGGAGGAAGAAAACAACAUUCAUUAGGAACCAGCAACUUCUGUCGCGUCUUGUUAAUAUUUUUAGGUGCUGUUACUAGUUCUCGUACAGAAUAAG